Molecule: messenger RNA, 949 nt
Organism: Jatropha curcas
Lineage: Eukaryota; Viridiplantae; Streptophyta; Magnoliopsida; Malpighiales; Euphorbiaceae
Gene: ENODL7
Product: early nodulin-like protein 7
Cellular component (GO): plasma membrane
Molecular function (GO): electron transfer activity
Source: RefSeq, a predicted model, not a curated record
CUUGAAAGGCACGUUCACUCUCCAACUAUCCAUAGCUACUGCUAACCGCCAACCCAACACGUUUUUUGAAAAUAACAAUAAAAGAAAAAACUACCCACUACUCACCGGUCACCAUGCUCUAUAUAAAUCUCUUCGAUCAAUCACUCCCUACAAAUAUUACAUUUAAUUGCAGUAACUUUAGCUCCUACAUUCUCUGAUCAGUAUAUCUAUUCUCGCUUUCCCAGAAAAUGAAGAUCAAUAACGUUGUUUCUCUUAUGGGACUCUUCUACAUUUGUUUUCUAGCCUUUUUAGUAACCGUGUAUGGUUAUGCUGCUGAUGCAGCAAGAGUCUUCAAAGUUGGUGAUGAAUUGGGAUGGCAAGAACCUGAAGACAAUAACACUGCACUGUAUAGCAAGUGGGCUGCAAGUAACAGAUUUCGAGUUGGAGAUUCUCUCUUAUUUGAGUACAAGAAUGACUCUGUUAUUGAAGUUGAGAAAUGGGGUUAUUACCACUGCAACACAAGCAACCCCAUUGUUGCCUUUAACAAUGGCAGGAGUACUUUCAAUCUUGAGAGAUCAGGACCAUUUUACUUCAUUAGUGGGUUUUCUGAUCACUGCAAGAAUGGGCAACGUUUGAUUGUUGAAGUAAUGGGUCUGCACCACCAAAGAUCAUAUUCUCCACCAUCUAUGGCGGCUCCACCUGAAUCUUCUUACUUAGCACCAUCACCACAGCCAAGUUCAGGGGCAAUCGUCAAUCAAGGAUUUUGUUCAAUUCUAAUUACAACAUUAGUAGCUUUAGUUUGGUCAUUUUUGUUUUAGUUAUUUGGUAUUGAAUUCUUUGUCAGUGUCAGAUUCCAGCUGUCGGAAUCCUUCUGUUUCUGAUCAAUUUGUGUUUGAGUCAUUUGCUUAAUUACCUGGAACAUAAUUUUUUUUAUUUGAAUAUUAAUACAAAGAUGAGUUAAUUGUGCCAA